AUGGUGAAUGCUAUUGGUGGAGUGUUGAUUGAAUGUGAUCCUGCCAUCAAGCAAUUUAUUUUGUUUUUGAAUAAAAAGCAUGGCAAUAGAAUUGUAUUAUUUGAUCUUGAUGAAACACACAUCUUUGUGGAAGAAAACCAAACAGAACUCAUACAACAAGAAUUAGACAAACUCAUUGAAGAAAAUGCCUAUACUUGCAAUCAACAAAAGUAA
This is a messenger RNA of Naegleria fowleri, 213 nucleotides long. RefSeq lists its product as uncharacterized. Bases 1 to 213 code for a protein of 70 amino acids. Gene Ontology annotation, cellular component: transcription factor TFIIH holo complex; transcription factor TFIIH core complex. The transcript is spliced from 2 exons. Gene Ontology annotation, biological process: nucleotide-excision repair, preincision complex assembly; transcription by RNA polymerase II; transcription initiation at RNA polymerase II promoter. Lineage: Eukaryota; Heterolobosea; Eutetramitea; Acrasida; Naegleriidae. The record is from RefSeq and is a predicted model, not a curated record.